AUGUGGAUUAGGAAAAAAUAUCCACAGGAAGUUGAUCUGGAAUCUAAUCAGUAUAAUAAUAAUGAUGAUGAUAAAUCUGCUAUAUUAGCUGGAAAAUUUAAAGAAAUAAUUAAUACAUUUAUUUCGACAAUUGAUAAAGAAAUUCGGUAUAAUUUUAAAAAUACAAGACUUGAUGUGGCGAAGAAACUUUCUAAAAAUAUUGUUUAUGAAUUUAAAAUAAAUAUAAAUACACUUAUUCUAAUGAUUGGUAAAGAAUUUAAAUAUUUUAAACAUUAUAAAUAUAUGGGCCUUAUUACUAUAGAUGAUACAGAUAUUAAAUCUGGUAAACUUAAAAUUAUUUUUUACAAGUUUAUUCAAAAUGAUUUUCAAACUAUUAAAAUAGAUGUGGAUGGCCCAAUAAUAUCAGAGGAUUCUUAUAAAGUUCUGAGUCCUGCUAUAGAUAACACGACAAAUACUCAAGAGAGUUCUUGUGAUAGUAAUCUUUUAUUUUUAGAAUUUACUAUGUCUAUUGCUAAAGAAAUA
This is a messenger RNA of Dentiscutata erythropus, 522 nucleotides long. The record is from the annotation of a GenBank genome assembly. NCBI's taxonomy places the organism in Eukaryota, Fungi, Glomeromycota, Glomeromycetes, Diversisporales, Gigasporaceae.